Molecule: messenger RNA, 2441 nt
Organism: Sapajus apella (tufted capuchin)
Lineage: Eukaryota; Metazoa; Chordata; Mammalia; Primates; Cebidae
Gene: TMPRSS3
Product: transmembrane serine protease 3
Exons: 13
Coding region: 201-1565 (454 amino acids)
Biological process (GO): proteolysis
Cellular component (GO): membrane
Molecular function (GO): serine-type endopeptidase activity; protein binding
Source: RefSeq, a predicted model, not a curated record
ACUGGGCACCGGGCAGCUUGGAUACUUUCACUCUUAAUUAGGUCAUGCUCGUGUGAGCAGGAAAGGGCUGAGUUUAUGGGAAGCUGCUAAUAUCGUGGCCAGCUAUCCCUUCCCGGGUGCCAUCUACGUUUCUGGGACUCGGGUAUUAUGAGGUGGAGGUGGAGGUGGAGCCGGAUGUCAGAGGUCCUGAAAUAGUCACCAUGGGGGAAAACGAUCCGCCUGCCGCCGAAGCCCCGUUCUCAUUCCGAUCGCUUUUUGGCCUUGAUGAUUUGAAAAUAAGUCCUGUUGCACCAGAUGCAGAUGCCGUUGCAGCACAGAUCCUGUCACUGCUGCCAUUGAAGUUUUUUCCAAUCAUCGUCAUUGGGAUCAUCGCACUGAUAUUAGCACUGGCCAUUGGUCUGGGCAUCCACUUCGACUGCUCGGGCAAGUACAGGUGCCGCUCAUCCUUUAAGUGUAUUGAGCUGACAGCUCGAUGUGAUGGAGUCUCAGAUUGCAAAGACGGGGAGGACGAGUACCGCUGUGUCCGGGUGAGCGGCCAGAAUGCCGUGCUCCAGGUGUUCACAGCUGCUUCGUGGAAGACCAUGUGCUCUGAUGACUGGAAGGGUCACUAUGCAAAUGUUGCCUGUGCCCAGCUGGGUUUCCCAAGCUAUGUAAGUUCAGAUAACCUCAGAGUGAGCUCGCUGGAGGAGCAGUUCCAGGAGGAGUUUGUGUCCAUCAAUCACCUCUUGCCAGAUGACAAGGUGACGGCGUUACACCACUCGGUGUUUGUGCGGGAGGGCUGUGCCUCUGGCCACGUGGUUACCUUGCAGUGCACAGCCUGCGGUCGUAGAAGGGGCUACAGUGCACGCAUCGUGGGUGGAAACAUGUCCUCGCUCUCACAGUGGCCCUGGCAGGCCAGCCUUCAGUUCCAGGGCUACCACCUGUGCGGGGGCUCUGUCAUCACGCCCCUGUGGAUUGUCACCGCUGCACACUGUGUUUACGACCUGUACCUCCCCAAGUCAUGGACCAUCCAGGUGGGUCUAGUUGUCCUGCUGGACAGUCCCGCCCCGUCCCACUUGGUGGAGAAGAUUGUCUACCACAGCAAGUACAAGCCAAAGAGGCUGGGCCAUGACAUCGCCCUCAUGAAGCUGGCUGGGCCGCUCACGUUCAACGAGAUGAUCCAGCCUGUGUGCCUGCCCAACUCUGAAGAGAACUUCCCCGAUGGAAAAGUGUGCUGGACAUCAGGAUGGGGGGCCACAGAGGAUGGAGCAGGCGACGCCUCCCCUGUCCUCAACCACGCGGCCGUCCCUUUGAUUUCCAACAAGAUCUGCAACCGCAGGGACGUGUAUGGCGGCAUCAUCUCCCCCUCCAUGCUCUGUGCGGGCUACCUGAAGGGCGGCGUGGACAGCUGCCAGGGGGACAGUGGGGGGCCCCUGGUAUGUCAAGAGAGGAGGCUGUGGAAGUUGGUGGGAGCAACCAGCUUUGGCAUUGGCUGUGCCGAGGUGAACAAGCCUGGGGUCUACACCCGCAUCACCUCCUUCCUGGACUGGAUCCAUGAGCAGAUGGAGAGGGACCUAAAAACCUGAAGAGGGACCCAAGUAGCCACCUGAGUUCCUACGGUGAUGAAGACAGCCUGGUCCUCCCCUGGAUCCCAUGUGGAAACUUGCACAUGAGCAAAUGCCCUCGGAGCUCUGCAUUCCAGCACCAGCAGCCGACCUGAAACAGGCACCCUUCGUCUGAUUCCAGCACAACCCUCCAGCUCCUUCCUUUUUGUUUUUCUGAAUUGGAGCCUCGAUCUGUCACCCAGGCUGGAGUGCAGUGGUGCAAUCUCUGCUCACUGCUGCCUCUGCCUCCGGGUUCAAGCGAUUCUUCUGCCUUAGCUUCCCAAGUAGAUGCGAUCACAGGCGUGUGCCAACAUGCCCAGCUAAUUUUUGUAUUUUUAGUAGAGACAGGGUUUCACCAUGUUGUCCAGGCUGGUCUCGAACUCCUGACCUCAAAUGAUCUGGCUCCCUCGCCUCUCACAGUGCUGGCUUACAGGUGUGAGCCGCUGCGCCUAGCCUCGAGGUCCUUUCUGAUCUUCGCUGAGAACAAAAGCAGCAGCAGCUCACACGUGUGGCCUUCCCCACCGUCCAUUUGGUUUUCUCUCUAGGGCUCCUGAAAAAUUCCUGACGAGAUAAGCAGUUAAGUGACUUCACGUGCAAAGUCUCCAACAGCCACUCAGUAAAGAUGCGCCCACCAGAACCGCCGCAGCAUGGUCACUGCAGGUGGAGCUGCCUGCGUGUUUUUACCCCUAGGACCAGAACCAAACCCACCCUUUCUACUUCCAAGACUCAUUUUCACACGUGGGGAACUUAAUCUGGGAAUGACUCAUUUAAGGCAUAUUUUCAUCACUUCUUUGUAGCAUUUGGUGCUUGAUGUGUUAUUGCCCCUUGAUUCCAAAGAACAUCUGUUUUCUUUCCUCA